Xiphias gladius (swordfish) is the source of this 5700-nucleotide messenger RNA. RefSeq names its product WD repeat domain 11 (gene wdr11). The record is from RefSeq and is a predicted model, not a curated record. Lineage: Eukaryota; Metazoa; Chordata; Actinopteri; Istiophoriformes; Xiphiidae. The coding region runs from base 150 to 3872 and encodes 1240 amino acids. Gene Ontology annotation, cellular component: cytoplasm. The transcript has 29 exons. Gene Ontology annotation, molecular function: protein binding.
UGCGCUGGGAUUUGUUCCCGCACGGCGUUCCGUUUAGAAACACCGUUUCACUUCCUGUUUGAAUUUAGAACAUAUCCGAAUCACAGAAGCUGAUUAAUUUUAGCAGCUUUUAACAAAUGUUAAUGUAGCAUAAAUAGUUACGAACAAUAAUGAUUCCUUACACCGUCAACAUCAAACUCGCGGCUCGGACGUUGACUGGCACUCUCAAUUUGCAGAAUAAAACCGCGGUAGAUUGGGGUUGGCAGGGGCUGAUCGCUCAGGGAUGUCACUCCAGUAUUCUCAUCAUCGACCCAAAGACAGCCCAGACCAUCCAGGUUUUGGAAAGGCACAAAGCCAACGUGGUCAAGGUGAAAUGGUCCAGAGAAAACUACUACCACAAUUUGAGCUCACCCUACUGUCUACGGCUAGCCUCAGGAGAUGCCUCAGGGAAGAUCAUAGUGUGGGAUGUGGUUAGCGGUACUGCCCAUUGUGAGAUCCAGGAACACUCCAAGCCUAUCCAAGACUUGGAGUGGUUGUGGAAUCAGGAUGCGUCUCGUGAUCUGCUGUUAGCCGUCCACCCUCCUAACUACAUUGUCCUGUGGAACGGAGACACAGGCACCAAGCUGUGGAAGAAGAGCUACGCUGAGAACAUCCUCUCCUUUUCUUUCGACCCAUUUGACCCGUCCAACAUGGCAUUGCUGACCAGCGAAGGAAUAGUCUUUAUCACAGACUUUUCCCACUCCAAACCACCAGGCAGUGCUGGCAAAAAGGUCUACAUUGCCAGCCCCCAUGCAAGCCCCGCCCACACCAAACCUGCUCCGGCCGCUGCACCAGCACCUACUGGUGCAAAGAAGGCCCUCAACAAGGUCAAAGUGCUCAUCACUAAUGAAAAACCCACUGCAGAGGCCGUAACGUUGAACGACUGUCUGCAGCUGUCCUACCUGCCAUCCAAGAGGAACCACAUGCUGCUGCUUUAUCCCAGAGAGAUCCUCAUCCUGGACCUGGAGCUCAGUCAGACAGUGGGUGUUGUGGCCAUUGAGCGCUCCGGGGUGCCCUUCAUUCAGGUUAUUCCCUGUGCUCAACGGGACGCCCUUUACUGUCUCCAUGAGAACGGGUGUAUCACCCUUCGAGUGUGUCGCUCCACUACCGCUCCAGAGGAAGCAGCAGACCCAGAACAGAGUGUUCAGGAGCUCGUGUACGACCUUCGCUCUCAGUGUGAUGCUAUCCGAAUUACCAAGACAGUCCGGCCAUAUCGCAUGGUUAUCUGCCCUGUCAAUGAAAACAACGCUGGGCUGAUGGUCAGCGACGGCAGAGUCAUGUUGUGGGAACUCAAAGCUCACACCGGCAAGGCUGCUGUCAAUCCUAGUUCGGGUCUGUCGCCGCUCUACUCCCCUGUGUCAUUUUGUGGAGCUCCACUGGGUCCGAACCAGAAGAGGAUUCAGGAUCUCUCUCUCAACAGCAUGAUCAGCCAGACCUUGAUAGCUGGUGAAGCUCCUCCUCCAUCAUCCAACCAGCAAGAGGUCCAGUUGAAGUUCCUGCUGACUGGCCUGCUGUCUGGUCUGCCACUGCCACCGUUUGCCAUCCGCAUGUGCCCACCAUUAACCACCAAAAACAUCAACCACUACCAACCCCUGCUGGCUGUAGGCACCAGUAAUGGGUCUGUACUGGUCUAUAACCUGACCAGUGGUCUUCUCCACAAAGAACUCAGUGUCCACUCUUGUGAAGUCAGGGGGAUUGAAUGGGUGAGUCUUACCAGUUUCCUAUCUUUUGCCACUUCUGCCCCCAACAACAUGUGCCUGGUGCGAAAUGAGCUGCAGCAUGUCGACCUGCCUACUGGCAGAUGCUUUGCAUUCAGAGGUGAGCGAGGAAACGAUGAGCCACCCAUUGAGAUGAUUAAAGUGUCUCACCUCAAACAGUACCUGGUGGUGGUGUUCAGAGACAAACCCCUGGAGCUAUGGGACAUCAGGACGGGGACACUCCUCCGGGAGAUGGCUAAGAACUUCCCUACUGUUACUGCACUGGAGUGGUCCCCGUCCCACAACCUGAAGAGUCUAAAGAAGAAGCAAAUGGCAGCGAGGGAGGCCAUGGCUCGGCAGACGGUGUCAGAUGCCGAGCAGAGUAGUGUUGAAUCCUCAGUCAUCAGUCUCCUGCAGGAUGCAGAGAGCAAGUCAGAGACCAGCCAGGCCAUCUCAGCCAGGGAGCAUUUUGUAUUCACUGACACAGAUGGGCAAGUCUACCACAUCACCGUAGAGGGCAACACAGUCAAAGACGGUGCACGAAUUCCCCCUGAUGGUAGUAUGGGCAGUAUUGCUUGCAUUGCCUGGAAAGGUGACACCCUGGUGCUCGGAGACGUGGAUGGCAAUCUCAACUUCUGGGACCUCAAAGCUCGUUUGUCCAGGGGAAUACCGACACAUCGUGGUUGGGUGAAGAAAAUUCGCUUUGCACCAGGGAAAGGCAACCAAAAGCUGCUGGUCAUGUACACGGAUGGAGCAGAGGUCUGGGACACCAAAGAGGUCCAAAUGGUCAGCAGCAUGCGGAUUGGUCGCAACGUCAACUACCGCAUCCUAGACAUUGACUGGUGCACAUCAGACAAGGUUGUGCUGGCUUCUGACGAUGGUUGUAUCCGAGUGCUGGAGAUGGCCAUGAAAUCUGCCAGCUACCGCAUGGAUGAACAGGACCUGACUGAUCCAGUGUGGUGUCCUUACCUGCUGGUGCCCCGAGCUGCUCUGACCCUCAAGGCGUUCAUUGUACUGCAGCCCUGGUCAGGAACGUUCACCAUGGACAUCACUCAAGUAGACUACAAUGAGAAAGACGAGAUAAAAGGCCUGAUCCAGGAGCAGCUCAACUCCCUGUCUAAUGAUAUGAAGAGCGUGCUACAGGACCCGGAAUUCAGUCUGCUGCAGCGAUGCCUCCUGGUGUCACGGCUGUUCGGUGACGAGUCGGACCUUCACUUCUGGACAGUGGCGUCCCACUACCUCCAGUCAUUUGCCCAGGCCCGUCAGCUAAGUGCAGAGGGUCAUGCCCAAAGUGAAGGAACCCAGCCAUCACCUCAGAACCACCUGGACAUCUGCAAUGACGUCCUGUGUGAGAGCUCUUACUUCCAGAAGUUCCAGUUGGACCGUGUUCACCUGCAGGAGGUGAAGCGCUCCAGUUAUGAGCACACUAAGAAAUGCGCUGACCAGCUCCUCCUGCUGGGUCAGACGGACAGGGCAGUGCAGUUACUACUGGAGACGAGCGCGGACAACCCCAGCUACUACUGUGAUUCACUCAAGGCCUGCCUCGUGACCACCAUCACCUCCUCAGGCCCUUCACAGUCCACCAUCAAACUAGUGGCCACCAACAUGAUCGCUAAUGGCAAACUAGCAGAGGGCGUACAGCUGCUGUGUUUGAUUGACAAGGCAGCCGACGCUUGCCGCUACUUGCAGACCUAUGGGGAGUGGAACCGGGCCGCCUGGCUGGCCAAGGUGCGUCUGAACCCAGCAGAGAGCUCAGACGUGCUGAAGCGCUGGGCAGAGCACCUUUGCUCCCCACAGGUCAACCAGAAGUCCAAAGCCAUCCUGGUGCUGCUUUCCUUGGGCUGCUUUUACAAAGUGGGAGAGAUGCUCCACAGUAUGAGGCACUUUGAUCGCGCCGCCCUCUUUAUCGAAGCCUGUCUGAAGUACGGGGUGAUGGAGGCCAAUGACUCUUCCAAUAAACUUAUUGAGGCUGCGUUUUUGGACUAUGCACGGCUACUACGCUCGCUGGGCCUGCGGGAGGGCGCUGCUCUGUGGGCAUCGCGGGCUGGCAGCCCUGGGGAGCAGCUGAUGGAGGAGCUGUUCCAGGGAGAGGGAGGUGUGCCAGAAGCCAUUCUUGGCGAAGAGGAAGUCGAGCUGGGCCAGGAGAGCACCGAGUGACCUCAAGAACGGGGGUUUUGAAGAGAACGGAUGAUAUGCUCCUUGGUGCAAAGCCAGGGUCAGCCACGAUCAUCAUCUCCACAUCAAGAGAAGGAGGAGAUAUGAGGAGUUUCCUCCAUGUGAAGUUGUCAGUCGGUCACUGAAGUCUGCCUGUGUCUGUGACUUUACUGAGUUUCUUAAUGUUUGGUAUGACCAGUGUGUGUUUAUGUGCAUAGGUGUAUGCAUGUAACAGUCCCAAAAGAAACAUACUUGUUUCCUCAUUCCCCCAACAAGUGAAGUAAUACACAUUGUUGUUAUUGACCUUGAAAUCAGUGUGUGAUUUUGUUGGUUAAUAAAUUGAACCCGUGUGGGGUUUUUUUUCACUGGUUGCUUUUUAAACUUUAUUUUGUGUGCCUGGAUUAAUAAUUUCAAAGUACUGUUGUAGCUUUACAGGUUUUAUUUGCCUUUUUUUCUGCCGAGAUUAAAUGUAGUAGAUUUAAUUUAUCAAAAAAUAAUACGUUCACCAUUUCAUUUUGAAAAUGCACUGACAUUAUAAAGGGCCCCCAUAACUACUCCAUGUCUAUUCAGUGAUAUUUGUACUUUUGAUUUAACCAAAAAGACCACUUACUUUUACGUUUUCUCCACAGCAGGGGGUGCUGCAUAAGUGACUGACCAAAGCCUGCUACUGCACAAGCCUCUGCAGAUGUAACUAUGGGAUGGCAGGAAAAUUAGUUAGCCAGGUCCCCCUGCACUUAUUAUACAUUUAUUAGUAUAUUAUCUCCCUGCGCACAGAGGGGAGAAGAAUCUGACCUCUGCCACCUGAGUGAUACCGUUUAAUUAGCUUGUGUAGAGUUCAUUUCAGUUAAAUAGAUGCUUGUUGUUCAUUAAUUCAUUCCAUUAAGCCAAAUGGAGUUUUUCAUUUUUUCUUCUCUUUUAUGAAGACUUGGGAGGAUACUUUGCUCUCUGUAUGCUUUGAUGGUUGUAUAAUGUUGUUGUUCUCUGUGUGUGUAUUACAAGAAGAGCUGUCAAAAUGUGUUGUAACUCAUUUUAAGCAGGCCGCUGAUGGAUCAUUUACACACAGACAAUAAUAUGUGCUGCUCCCAAUGUUGCUCAUCACAAUCACAAAACCUGACACACAGUUUAGGAAGUGGUUUAAAUAUCCCCUCAUGACUCCUCUGUUGUGCUUUUGCCUCCUUUUUACAUAGUAAAUAUCUACUGAUCAUCAAAAUCAUCUGUAUGACAAUGCAAGGACUUUAGUGAUUGUGUAUUGAACUGCCUUGUAACAUGUUUAGUUGUCCUGAAAUGAGACACUCCCUCGAUCCCCGGGACGUUUUGGUGUCUUUAUCGUGUUUCGUAAACAUUUCAGUGUUGUUUCUCUUCUGUGUUACUGUUAACCCCAAGCGGUGUCACUAUGGCAACCGAGGACUAUUUUUGGGGACUAGUUUCACAUAGCCCCACUAACAUACUGUGGGAUCACGUAGAGAGCCAGCAUAGUCAUACAACCCAGCAGAUAAUCGGCUGUAGUUUACUUGGUGCUGUGUAUCUUCUUCCAAUCAUGUGAUGCAGUGUAGUGGGAGCAACUUGUACUGUACUACCUGUACCUUAUGAUUAGGCACUAGUUUGAUUAACACUCGCUGCUUUUCAUUGUACUUAGAUGAACGAUCAAAAAUAAUGUUCAGAGUUCAGGCAUGUAAGAUGAGGGAGAGGACAUGUCUUACACAGUAUGUUUUGUAAUGGUGUCAAAGUUUAGCCUUUUUUCAUUGUUCUCUGUUCAUUGUUAACACAGUGAUCCUAAUGCUUUAAGAUAUAUAAAUAUUACAAGAGAAGAAAAGAUAUAUGUAUAUAUUGG